UUCUCUCUCCCUCUCUCUCUCUCUCUCUCCCUCUUUCCUGCAUUCUCCCACCCUGCCUUGCUGCAUCAGCAUCAACCUUUCUUCAUCCUUAGAGCCUCGUUGCCUUCCCAGCUUGGCUGAGCCGGGAAGCUCCGUGGAUCCAUCCCUGCAAGUCCCCGCAACCCCCUCCCGCUCCCUCCCCGCCGCCUUCUCCCCCCUCCGCCUCAGAGGGGCCCUUCCCCACCGCCGCGUCCGUUUGCCGUGCCACAGGGAGCCUGGGGGAGAAGAGCCCACCGACGACCCACAGGAAUCGAAAUGAAGGACCGCACUCAGGAGUUGAGAAGUGCCAAAGACAGUGACGAUGAGGAAGAGGUGGUACAUGUGGAUCGAGACCAUUUCAUGGAUGAAUUCUUUGAGCAGGUAGAGGAAAUUCGUGGCUGCAUCGAGAAGCUCUCAGAGGACGUGGAGCUGGUGAAGAAACAGCACAGCGCCAUCUUGGCUGCCCCCAACCCAGAUGAGAAAACCAAGCAGGAAUUGGAGGACCUCACAGCCGACAUCAAGAAGACGGCCAACAAGGUGCGCUCCAAGUUAAAAGCGAUUGAGCAGGGAAUUGAGCAGGAAGAGGUGCAGAACCGAUCCUCCGCUGACUUGAGAAUCCGGAAAACACAGCACUCCACCCUAUCUCGCAAGUUUGUGGAGGUGAUGACAGAAUAUAACACAACUCAGUCUAAAUAUCGAGAUCGAUGCAAAGAUCGUAUCCAGAGACAGCUGGAGAUAACUGGCAGGACAACAACCAAUGAAGAGUUAGAAGACAUGCUAGAGAGUGGCAAAUUGGCGAUUUUCACUGACGACAUCAAAAUGGACUCACAGAUGACGAAGCAGGCCCUGAACGAGAUCGAAACCCGGCACAACGAGAUCAUCAAACUGGAAACCAGCAUUCGGGAGCUCCAUGACAUGUUUGUGGACAUGGCUAUGUUGGUCGAGAGUCAGGGGGAGAUGAUUGACCGCAUCGAGUACAAUGUUGAGCACUCCGUGGAUUAUGUGGAAAGAGCCGUCUCUGACACCAAGAAAGCUGUAAAAUACCAGAGCAAGGCUCGAAGGAAGAAAAUAAUGAUUAUAAUUUGUUGUGUGGUUCUUGGUAUAGUACUGGCCUCCUCCAUUGGGGGCACUCUUGGGUUGUAAAUUAAAGCAAAAAAAUAUUAAUAAUAAUAUAAUAAUAAUUUAAAAAUUGUACAUGCAGUGGAUAUAACAGCACAUGUUCCAGCUACCUAUAGAUAAAAACAACUUUAUUGGGUCAGCAAAUCUAAGUUUGUUGUUCGGCAUCCAUCUCUUCAUCCAUUUUUACUCAUUUGCUGGGCACCAGGCUACCACCCAGAAUAUUCAGGUAUUCUGGGCCUCAUCCGGGGGCCUUGUUGUCACACUGUCCUUCCCACAGCACCAUGGUCCCAACCGUGUGAUUCUUGCCUGCUCCACAGACUUUUCUCCCCUUUCAUUCAUCUCAGCGGUGAACCCCCUGGGAAGGAAUGGCUCAUGGCCUUCUUUUCCUACAUGGCACGGGAGAGAGCAUAGCCAUGAACCCAGCAUUCAUCUUUGUCAGGCCAUCAUUUACAAUACACAGAGGUAGGAGAAAAUGUGAAAUACUUUAGUACUCACGCUUGGUAUAUCAAGAACUAGCUUAAGGCCACAAUCUAGUACAUUCCC
Molecule: messenger RNA, 1680 nt
Organism: Crotalus tigris (Tiger rattlesnake)
Lineage: Eukaryota; Metazoa; Chordata; Lepidosauria; Squamata; Viperidae
Gene: STX1B
Product: syntaxin 1B
Exons: 10
Coding region: 295-1161 (288 amino acids)
Biological process (GO): exocytic insertion of neurotransmitter receptor to postsynaptic membrane; vesicle fusion; intracellular protein transport
Cellular component (GO): plasma membrane; SNARE complex; endomembrane system
Molecular function (GO): SNARE binding; SNAP receptor activity
Source: RefSeq, a predicted model, not a curated record